Messenger RNA from Aedes albopictus (Asian tiger mosquito), 790 nucleotides. RefSeq names its product peritrophin-48-like. Gene Ontology annotation, molecular function: chitin binding. Gene Ontology annotation, cellular component: extracellular region. Lineage: Eukaryota; Metazoa; Arthropoda; Insecta; Diptera; Culicidae. The record is from RefSeq and is a predicted model, not a curated record. The transcript has 2 exons. Bases 119 to 697 code for a protein of 192 amino acids.
AAUUAUUUGAGAUAAGUGCCAAGCCAAGGGAGAGAGAUACUCCAGUGAUAUAAAUUGAGGGUGAAUAUCGUCUGCGUUGCGUUAAUCUGCAUACAGACUCCAUUCAUAAAAUCUCAAGAUGAUUCAAAGACUUUCGUUCAUCAUUAUUUUGAGCAUCAUAAGCAGAGCAGCUUUAGCGAAUGAAUGCUCCGAUGCUGGCCUUGCAACAGUAGAUGGAUUUCUGCCACACAAAACCGAGUGCUCAAAAUAUAUUAGCUGCUAUAAAGGCCAAGCGUAUGAAGUGUCCUGUCCCGCUGGAUUCAACUUUAACCCGGAUCUGAAGAAGUGCGACCCCAAAUACGUAUGCGUUGUGAACAACUGCCCGUCAACCGGGAUCGUCAAGUUACCGGUAAAUGGAUCUUGCACACAAUACACCCUUUGCAUUGGGGGCGUACAAUACCCUAAGGAAUGCCAAAUCGACUUGGCUUUCGACUCGGCCACGGGAAAUUGCGUGCCGGCUGCGGAACUUCAAUGCAUGCAAAACCAGUGCGAUCCUGCAGCUGUGCCUCCGCAGUUCUACAUAAACUCAUUCGAUUGUAUGAAGUAUUAUAUCUGCGAUGAAAAGUACGAACCGAUUGAGUUCCAAUGCGCGAAUGGUACUAUUUUUGAUGCAACGGUCAAUAAAUGUAUUUUGGGAGCUGCCUGCCCUGCUGCUUAAAUUUGAUUUAUUGAACUUGAAUCUGUUACCCAUUUUACUAUAGGUGUCGCAAUGAAAUAAAAUUUAGUGAGUGUUUCGCUAGAAAAGGUUGAA